This is a messenger RNA of Umbelopsis ramanniana AG, 192 nucleotides long. RefSeq lists its product as uncharacterized. Bases 1 to 192 code for a protein of 63 amino acids. The record is from RefSeq and is a predicted model, not a curated record. NCBI's taxonomy places the organism in Eukaryota, Fungi, Mucoromycota, Umbelopsidomycetes, Umbelopsidales, Umbelopsidaceae. The transcript has 3 exons.
AUGAUUACUUGCUUCUUUAUGAACUUGGCCAACUCGCUGACUCUAUCUAUCGGACUAACUCUAUCUUGUAUUCGGAAAUGGCGCUUAUUUACACGUCUUAAGCAAUUCAGUGCUGGACGCGUGACUGCCUCCUUUGGAUCGGUCAAUUUACCUUUCAACAGUAUAAAAGUGUUUCAAUACAAUAAACAGUAA